Messenger RNA from Symsagittifera roscoffensis, 2449 nucleotides. RefSeq names its product E3 ubiquitin-protein ligase CHFR-like. The coding region runs from base 87 to 2243 and encodes 718 amino acids. The transcript is spliced from 9 exons. Gene Ontology annotation, molecular function: ubiquitin-protein transferase activity; protein binding. The record is from RefSeq and is a predicted model, not a curated record. Gene Ontology annotation, cellular component: nucleus. Lineage: Eukaryota; Metazoa; Xenacoelomorpha; Acoela; Convolutidae. Gene Ontology annotation, biological process: mitotic cell cycle checkpoint signaling; ubiquitin-dependent protein catabolic process; protein ubiquitination.
AAAUAUGGCGCUGGCGCAGGCAGACGGAAACCAAAAUGUGAAAACUUAAAUGAAAGAAAUAACCGAGAACUGAUUUGCCGCCCAUAAUGGACGAUGGAACUCGCGCUGAUUCUUCAAAUGCGACGAUCACCAUCGCUAUAUGCAGAGCAACCUUGGGAAAUGCGACCAAUUCUGUAAUUGUUACCUCAUGCAAUAUAAGCGACGACUCGACUCGGAAAAUUAGGGUGGGCCGAGCCGAGCAUCCGAAUGACGAGUCGUUUCUCUCUGUGACUCAUGAAACGAUUUCUCAGCUGCACUGCGAGUUAGAUUUUGAUUCAGAUAGAAGAGAUGUAAAUACAUUUAAAGUCGUGGACAGAAGUCGCAAUGGAGUUCUAGUGAAUGGUCAUAAACUGACUAAGAACGAACCCACUAGCGUUCAUUUCGGUGACCCAAUUUUGAUUGGCAAAAAGUCUGUGGAUGAUUGUGUGUGGCUUAAAGUUGAAAGACAAUCUGAGAUUGCACUACCUGAGACACUUGUUUCGCAGAUAGACGAGACACAAGAAUUCGAUGUGACCGAAAACCAAGAGUCCGAAAUUAACGCACCGGUGUCAGAUCUUAUCCAAAGCCAACCUAACGUCAGUAGUUCAAAUGCAGUCACAGGCUCAGUACAAACAUAUCAGAACAAUCUCGUUGAUAACAUCGUAGAUACCAACGAGGCAAACAUAAUUUCCGUCAAAACAGCAGAAUUAGAGAACUCGGAAUCUACGGAUAAAAGGGCUGCUAGCUGUAAUGUAUAUUCUGAAAAUGGGCAAAAAAGACAAGCUGAGAAUAAACUGGAAGAUGAAGCACCUAGUUGUUCUAAAACUGCGAAAAGUGACUGUUCCAGCGGCACAGAUCAGCGUGAAGAAAUUGUGAAAGAAAAAAGUGAUGAUACUGGGGUUAAAGUUGAAGAAACGGGUUCGGAUAGCGAUGGGCAGAACAUGUUCGGCUGUGAACUCAAAUGCUCCAUAUGCACUGAAAUAUUCCAUCAACCAGUGUCUUUGCAGCCGUGCAUGCAUACGUUUUGUGGCGGGUGCUACUCGGGCUGGAUGACCAAAUCCGAAAAGUGUCCCUCGUGUCGUCACUCAGUGGAAAAGAUCAGCAAGAACAGACUGGUGGCCAAUCUCUGUGAGUCUUACUUGAACACUCAUCCGCAGGAAAGGAGGCACGAGCAGGACUUAAAACAGCUGGAGUUAUUGAAUAAGGUGACAGAGGAUGUAAUCACUCAGCCGGAGGUGGUUGCGGGUAGUUAUGAAUUUGACUGGACAAAUCAGAGGAGCAGCAGUUCGAGCGAAGAGGAGCAGGACUUGGAAGACGAGGAAGAAGUUAAUAGUGAUGAUGAUGAGUUUAUGGAAUAUGAGGACGCUGAACCGAUGUUGUUACAAUCAAGGCGUGCGCGGGAAAGGUUUGAAAGGAUCAGUCAAGGCCGUCUUUCAAACCGGCACAGCAUCUUGCCUGUAAUAACGUGCCUCCAGUGUCCUUCCAGACAACAUGGUCUCACAGUGCCAGAAACUAUGCGACCCUACACUUGUCCGGCAACUAAUGCGAGACACUUGACAUGCCAAUGUUGCGCCAGAUUUAUGCCAGAUCGCAGAGCAAGAGUAACCUUGUCAAUGCAAGGGGUUGUUGCCGUUGAUGCUGGUAGUGCAGAGAACAAUGAAAUAGGCAGUUCAUCUUCAUCAUCCGCAUCAAGCAGCAACAACAGCAGUGUACAGCAAGAAUGGCUGACCCAGAUGUGCUUCAAAUGCAGCAAGCCUUUUUGCAGACUCUAUUUUGGCACCUGUGAUUCAGGAAAUAGGCCUGGCUGUGUAACGUGCAUCGACUACUUCAAGGAAUUCCGGUUUACGGUGCACGAGUUCAACGCCAUGUUAAAUGGAAACAGAUAUGAGUCCCUCAUUCUCCAAGACUAUCUCAGGGACAGAGAAAUCAGUCUGGCAGAUUUCUUCGUAGACCAUAUUCUCACCCAACUACCAUAUAUGGAGAGUGACUCGAUUACUGCAACAUCGCCUCAACCCUUAACCGCCGACACCAUAAUUUGCCGACAAUGUGCCAUACGAAGUGCUGGACUUCUGUGCUACGAGUACCGAAAACGAAUUCCCGAAGAUCAGCUCCCGAGGACUGUGACGAAUCGACCGAAUUGUUGGUACGGCAGAAAUUGUCUCACCCAGAGAACGCGAGAUCACCAUGCGCGUAACUUCAACCACAUUUGCGAUCAAACGAGAUAGUUCAAAAAGCUACCAGAACUGAUUUUCGAAUAACUAGAUUUGAAUUUUUUCUCUUGCUAGCUAGAGCUGGCAAGUAAUGUUGAUUAGAUUAUUGGGUCCUGAAUUUUUUCCAAAUUAGAAUUAAUGAUUUAUUGAUUUUCAAUUGCAAAUUUGUGGACUGCACAUUUGAAAUGAUGAUUUUAAAAAUUCACUGUACAAAGUAAAUU